CGUUCAAAAUCUUUAGCCUCCAAACAAAAAAAAGAAAAAGCAAAAAGGACCACAUCCACUUUCACACUAAAACCCUCAAAACGUAAUUCUUCUUAUCACCAUGAAGAGAAGCAUUACAGACAGAGACCACAUGGAAAACCUAACCAUGGCCAACUGCUUGAUGUUCCUGUCCCGCGGAGAUCAUCACCACCAAUUCGAGUACUCAUCGCCGUCGCCAUCGUCAUCGCCGAGCCGAGUCUUUGAGUGCAAGACUUGCAACCGGCAGUUCCCGUCGUUCCAAGCGCUCGGGGGCCACCGGGCGAGCCACAAGAAGCCGAGGGUGAUGACCGGAGACGGAGGUAGCAGCUCCGACAGCCAGGGGGGAUCUCCUGCCAAGCCCAAGACACACGAGUGCACCAUCUGCGGCCUAGAGUUCGCUAUAGGGCAGGCCCUCGGUGGCCACAUGAGACGCCACCGAGCCGCCAUGACAGAGGUUAACCAAGCUCAACAUGUUGUUCGACCUCAUCAUCAUCCAGCUCUCAUCAUGAAUUCAGCUACCACUUUGCAGCAAGUCCCGGUUUUGAAGAAGACGAAUAGUAGUAGGAGAGUUUUGUGUUUGGAUCUGAAUCUAACGCCUUUAGAGAAUGACAUCAAGAUUCUUCAGCUUGGGACGACGGUCCAAUUAAUUGGUUGAUUGUUUCUUAUAAUUAGAUACACACAUACAUACAUACAUAUAUAUAAGUAAUCGUUUUAUA
Messenger RNA from Morus notabilis, 734 nucleotides. Its product is annotated as zinc finger protein ZAT11. NCBI's taxonomy places the organism in Eukaryota, Viridiplantae, Streptophyta, Magnoliopsida, Rosales, Moraceae. The record is from RefSeq and is a predicted model, not a curated record. The coding region runs from base 101 to 673 and encodes 190 amino acids. Gene Ontology annotation, biological process: response to chitin. The transcript has a single exon.